AGUCAACCCUAAAGAAUCAAUCACAGACUCGCUGAAGCUCUAGAAUUCCUAGCAAGACUUCUAGUGAUGCCAUAGUUAGUUUUAAUCUCACUUCCAGCAUUUCCUUUGUCAACUUUGUUUUAAUAUAUGUGACACUAUUACACAAUAUGUUUAAACUCAUGUCAGUGCAUUAAUGCACCGACCCUGAAACUAAACUUUGAGAACGUAUAUAGAACAUAAACAUUCACUCCUUUUACAUACAAUACCCCAACGUCUUUCAGUGGUAUAACAAAUCAGAAAUAUGAAUGGAAACAACAAUAAAAUUGGUAGGAUUUUUAGCAUAAACAUCAAUAGUGAUCAAGAUUACCAAACGUAUGCAGCUCAACGGAAAUCAUCUGUUGUUCACGAGACUUCAGGUCAGAUCCAUUCUGUUCUGAAUCAGAAUGAGGUAGAAGAUAUAGACAGCUCGGUGGACGGCGAGUUCCGGUUGAAAGAACAUAAUGACUUUAGCAACAGUCAACAUUUUCAAGGAAGUGGAAGCUUAUUAUCGGAUAGACACACUAGUACUUUGCCGGAAUUAACCAAUCAAACACCCGUUAAUGUACGGAAAUGGUUUGUCUUAACCAGCAGCUUCUUCAAUCUGUUUAUCACCGGGGGAUUUCCAUUCAACAUGUCUGUCCUUUUUGUAGAGUUUUUAAAAGCGUUUGGAAAAAGCAAAGCGGAAACUUCAUUGGUGCAGUCGGUAUGCACAGGAGUCUAUUCUAUUGGAGGUUUAUUAACUGGUGAGCUUGUCACUAAAUUUGGAACAAAGAUUUGUGGUUGCUGUGGAGCGUUACUUUCUGCUAUUGGAAUUGCUGUUUGCUUUAUUGCGCCAAAUCUGGAGUUUCUUAUUUUUUUCGUGGGAGUCAUGUCAGGUGCUGGGUUUUCACUUAAUGCAAUUUGUGCAUCAACAAGUGUUUCUCAAAACUUUUUACCGAAAAAAAGGGUCCUCGCUCUCGCCUUUGUAUCAACGGGCUCUGGUAUUGGUACCCUGUGUUUCCCACUACUGCUUCAGUAUUUCAUUGACACUUAUGGCUGGAGAGGUUGCCUUUUGAUUAUUUCUGGGAUCGUCCUUAACCAGUUAGCCUGUGGUCUAAUGUCUGGCCCUGACGUAAUUCGACCAGCAGCCUCAAAAUUUCAGCAGAAUAUGACAGAGAACAAUGAAACAGGAGACUCUAAUACAACGUUAUCAAGGCUAAAGGCUACACUUCAGAACAAAGUGUUUAUUGGAUUCUGUUUUGCAUUAUCGCUUAUAUUAGCGGCAUUUGAUGGCUUAAUCAUAUUUUUCGUCGACUUCUUCGAACAGAAAGGAUUCAACCGUACAUCAGUAGUUUGGUUAUAUUCCGGCAUGAGUAUCGCUAGCAUGAUUUUCAGAUUCAUUUCAGGAUUAAUAGCACAGAGUCCGAAAGUCCCAAAAUUAGCCAUUCCUGCUAUGUGUGCCUUUCUUGGUUGUAUAAGUCUAAGCUUGCUUCCAUUCAUGACCUCAUAUUCAUUGAACGCUGUAGCUAUAGCGCUCUUUGGGUCAGCCCUGGGAGGCACAGUGACUGUGGUAUCUAUUACAACCCUAGAGUUGGUGGGAGAAAAGAAAUUCCCGACGGGGCUUGGCAUUGUGUUUGCCGCUUCUGGAAUUGCCAAUAUCGUGGGCGCUCCGAUAGCAGGUAACUUCCGAGACAUUUCUGGGUCCUACACAUAUAGCGUCCUGUCUGGGGCGGGGGCCUGUCUCCUCGCUUGUUUCAUUUUUACACUUGCCAUGAUCUAUCAGAGGCGACACGGUGAGGAUCCUCGGUCCAGAUUCAACGUGGAGAUUAAUGUAAACGCCCGGUGGAAGUCGCGUAGACGGUCUAGUUUCCUGCCCUGGAGAGAGAGCGUAGAUCUCGGAUUUUCUAUUUGAAGAGGGAGUGACUUCAGUAAAGUCUUAAUCUCAUCGGAAGAAUGAUGCACUUAGUACAAGUAGAUGGGACACAUCCCAAAUAUUGACCGUUAAUUCACUCUCAAUGUAUUUCUAGAUUUUGUAAACAAAUUAAUGAGUUCAAUGGAAAUAUGGUUUUAGUUUACUUAAUAAUUAAAAGUGUCAUGUAUGUUUAUUACCAUGUUUUAAAUAGAUAGUGAUUUAAAUCGUACUAGAAUAUUUCUUCAAUUCAAUAUGAGCAUAUUUUAAAAAAAAAAUUUCACUUUAUUUUAGGUCCAAAUGUUUGAUUGGGGUGUAUUGUAUUAAAUAGUUUUUGUUUUGAAUUAUCUCAGUCUAUUUAAUUGACUUAAACGCAUAUAAAUCUCUCUAUUCAAAAUAUAGUUUUUCUAAGAUAUAAAAAGCACAAGUGGCUUAAUGUAUUAGAGUCGUUUCUAUAUAUGUAUUAGAUUGUCUAAUUAAUUUCAAGUAUAACGCGCAAAGGAAAAUGUACAUGUACUAAUGUUCAAUAGUAUUGGAAUCAUUUUACAUUGAACUUUAAAAAAUGAAAUGAUCUAGGAUCAAGGGGAUAAAUAAGUCAACGUAUGUAUGAAACCCCUCGACAAAAUAAAUAGAGACUGGGCAUUUUUGCAACCCUAUAUCAUAAGUCUUCUUCAUUUUGCGAUCUAUGUUUCUUGUAUACAAACCAUUUUUUAUUUAAUUUCAUAUUUUUUUUUUCGAUUUUUAGUUUAGUCAACAAUAUGAGUGGGUUUUUAAUUGGUACUUUUAGAUGGUUACCAAUGUUCCCCUGCUUAUUGAUUUGCAGAAAGAAGUUUAUAAUUUGACUUGUUUUAGCUGUGCCAUAGUUAAUUCAAGAAUUUUUGAUGACAUUUAAUUAGUAAAUGCAUGCCCAUUGAUAUGUUUUUAUAGUGCAACAAUUUCACUUCACAGUUUAAUGUGUCUAAAUGAGAGAAAAAAAAUGUGCAAUGCUAUUUUGUAGAUUCUAUCGUCAACUUGCCUUACUUAUGUAGCAAUAUACCUUCAUCACCUGCAAAUGGAGUUUUUGUCUCUCAGUUAAUUUGAUAC
Messenger RNA from Magallana angulata, 2989 nucleotides. Its product is annotated as monocarboxylate transporter 13-like. The coding region runs from base 281 to 1909 and encodes 542 amino acids. The record is from RefSeq and is a predicted model, not a curated record. The transcript has 5 exons. Gene Ontology annotation, biological process: transmembrane transport. NCBI's taxonomy places the organism in Eukaryota, Metazoa, Mollusca, Bivalvia, Ostreida, Ostreidae. Gene Ontology annotation, molecular function: monocarboxylic acid transmembrane transporter activity.